Molecule: messenger RNA, 1393 nt
Organism: Dalotia coriaria
Lineage: Eukaryota; Metazoa; Arthropoda; Insecta; Coleoptera; Staphylinidae
Product: deoxyribonuclease TATDN1
Exons: 6
Coding region: 110-1015 (301 amino acids)
Cellular component (GO): cytosol
Molecular function (GO): 3'-5'-DNA exonuclease activity
Source: RefSeq, a predicted model, not a curated record
GUUAACAAUCUAGACGAGUUACUGGAGUUUACUUCACAAAUACAGUUCACAAACUUAUUUUGUGAAACACGUCAAUACGUUGAAACUUGUUAAUAAUUUACUAAACAAGAUGGUAUCAAAAAGGAAAUAUAUAGAUAUUGGAGCAAAUCUUACAGAUUUAAUGUACACUGGUAUUUAUAAUGGUAGCAAGAAACAUGAAGAAGAUUUAGCAGCUGUCUUAACACGUAGUUUUGAUGCUGGUUUAGAUAAACUUAUAAUAACAGGAGGCAAUUAUGAAGAAAGUAGGAAAGCUUUGGAGAUGUCAACCACUAAUGAUAGUUUAUUUAGCACAGCAGGUUGUCAUCCAACAAGAUGUUUAGAGUUUGAGGCAGAAGGUGAGACUCCUGAGAACUAUUUGGACAAGUUGAGGAAUUUAAUUAAAAGCAACAUUGGUAAAAUAGUUGCUGUGGGAGAAUGUGGUUUAGAUUAUGACAGAGUACAGUUUUGCCCCAUUGAUGUUCAAAAAAAAUAUUUUGAAAUGCAGUUGAAACUUGGAGAUGAAACUAAACUGCCUUUGUUUUUACACUGUCGAAACGCGGCUGAAGAUUUAAUUACGAUUCUCCAGAAAUAUUCGGGUUUGAAAGGUGUCGUGCAUUCAUUUGAUGGCACCAAAGAGGAAGCUGACAAGUUUAUUGACUUGGGAUACUAUAUUGGCAUUAAUGGCUGUUCACUAAAAACUAAAGAAAAUCUAGAAACAGUUAAAUUACUUCCUGUUGAGAAGCUCUUAAUAGAAACUGAUUGUCCAUGGUGUGAGAUAAGACCAAGUCAUGCAGGAUAUUCCCUCAUUUCAAAAAGUAGCUUUCACGAAAGCGUUAAAAAAGAAAAAUGGAAUUCUACCUCAAUGGUGAAAGGCAGAAAUGAACCAGCUAACAUAAGCCAUGUACUCGACGUGAUAGCCGCAGUGAAAAAUCAAAACCCCGACGAGCUCGCAGCGCAGAUUCAUAGAAACACCCAAGAUUUAUUCUUCUCUGCGUGAUAAUCAAUAUUGGUACAACGAGAUUAAAAUUAAUAUCGGUCCCAGUAUAAAAUAAUUCUAUUGUAACAACAAAUACUUUCGUACACAAAUAAAUGGCGUUGGAAUGAUCGACGAAGAUAAAAACAAUUGAUAACACAUAAUUCAACGAAUCAGGCGCAUAUGAUAUUAUUACAAAUAAGUGAAGUCACAGACGAAAGAAGUAUAAAAUAUUUAUGUAUAUAAUAGUAUGUAAAUGCUACCUAAACCUUAGUUUUAAAUCACUUGAUAGCAGUCAUGAUUUUGUUAUAGAGCCAGCUAUAAUAUUCCUGUGCUUUCUCGGUGCCCAGUUGCACGGUGGCGGUGAUAGUUUUCAGGAUUUCCUCAGGUGCAAGCUUACCA